CCUCCCUCUCCUCCUCUCCUCCCUCUCCUCCUCUCCUCUCCUCCUCUCCUCCUCGACACGCCCCUGGCUGCCUCCUGUGUCAAAGCUUUUAUUUUGGUAAGCACAUGGCACCGCGCGCAGCUCGUCCCCAGUGAUAACACUGCGCGCGCAGCCACAGGUGGUGUUCAUGCGUGCCACCUUCACAUCUGAAACACACAGAGACACAGAGACACAGAGACAGGCGGACUACCAGCGCUUCAUCACUGACUGGAACUCUUUAAGCUCGGUUCGGUUUUGCGUUUUGGACGCAGCUGGUUUGACCGGUACGCAGAGGUUUCACAGGUGGAGACUGCACCUGAAGUCCCGCUGCACUUACCUUUGGGUUUCGACGAGUGUGUGCUGACCUGAUCGCUAAAUGGCGCUGACAGUGAACCUCAUUGGCCCCUCACCAUGGGGCUUCAGAAUAUACGGAGGGAGAGACUUCAAGAAGGCCAUAACCGUCUCGAAGGUCAACGGGGGCAGCAAGGCAGAUCAAGCAGACCUGCAACCCGGUGACAUUAUCUUGGAGAUCAACGGGGAAAACACGGGCGACAUGCUGAACGUGGAGGCCCAGAACAAGAUCAAGAACUCCAAGACCCAGCUGCAGCUGGUGGUGCAGAGACCUGAACCUCCCAGUCCCGGACAGACGAACGGCAUCACCACCCCUGAGCAGCUCACCGGACGUUUCCAGGAGGCGGUAAUCGUGAGUCGAGAUGAGAAUCAGAAUUACAGAGAGUACACCAUCUCCAGCCCCGCGUCUCUGUCCCCUGGACCUUAUUCACCAGAUCCUCCUGCCAGCCCCGACGGGAAGAGGGAGAGGCUGACACCGACCACCAACAAGAGUGUCCAGCUGCGUCCAUGGUCUCCAGAGGAGAAGAGCGUCCACAGACUGUCCAGACCGCUGUCACAGGAGUUCUCCCCUUCAGACUACAGAAAUAACUCUGUGUCCAGCAGAACCCCGACCCCGCCAGCAUGCUACUCACCCCACAGCCCCAUUGAUCGGGACGUACCCAUGUCCCCUCGUCGCAGCAGCACGAGCUCCGACUUUGCCAUGCAGAGGUUCGACAAGGAGUCGGAGGUGUACAAGAUGAUCCAGGAGAAUAAGGAGUCACGCACGGCGCCCCGUCAAUCGAACACCUUUAAAAUGCUGCAGGAGGUCCUGGAGGCCGACGAGAAAGAGGCGGCCCUGAGGUUCCCAGGGAAGCUCUCGCCCAACGUCCCCAAACCAAUGACAUCAUCAGUAGGAGGAGUCAAAAAAACCCACACCUGUGAGAAGUGUGGCACCAGCAUUUUCACAGUGGCUGUGCGCAUCACGGACGACCACUACCGCCACUCGGAGUGCUACACCUGCACAGAUUGCGGCCUUAACCUCAAGAUGAGAGGUCACUUUUGGGUCGGAGACGUGAUGUACUGUGAGAAGCACGCCAAAGAGAGGCACCAAGGCCUAAGUAGCAACCCUCACGCCACCGUGUCGCCUCGCCACUGAGUACGCCGCCUCACACCUGCCCCCCCCCCACCUGCUCUGGACGUGGAGUGCUGCCCCGCUGCCCGAAGCUCCACCUCAUCGGACUCAGUUAUAGACCUUGGGACGGGGCGUGGAGGUGGACGCUGGUCAACGACAUGGCACAGGAUGUUCUUUUCUGAUCACAUUUAACCAUAUUUGCAAUAUUAUGAUUCACUUUUUUUUUUGCCUUUCUUAUAAUUGUAUGAGAACCAGGUCUUUGUUUUUCAUAUGGCUCUGCCUUCACAUUCUUUUUAGGUUAUUCUUAGCUCGAAUGAUGCACAGCUGCUGUGGACUCAAGCCACAUCACAUUGUACUAAGGCCAGACUUACAUAAAACCAACGCUUUAGACAAACUCAACAGGACUGGCUCUCUGACUCUGACGAUCCGGAUUGAUCAUUUGAAUCUCCUGCUGCCACAAAGGGACCAAAAUCUCACCUACACUGCAUGCCAUUAUAACCAUGCACUGCACACAGACAGUGCUAUGUGGGUGUGUAUGAGUGCAUGCUUUCACAUGUAGAAGUGUGGUGGCUUCUGCAUGCCUUUCCUACAUCUGUGUGUGUGUGUAAGAGUGAGUGUGACUGUGUGUGUGCGUGUGCAUGACACAAGUGAAGAGAAAGGAGGUCAAAGUUGUUACAGAUAGAGAGAGUAUGUGAAUUUUGUGCUAAAGUCGGGCCGAAAGCCUUUGAGUUUUUCUAUUUCUUUUGUAUCCGAGUAGAAAAAAAAUGACAAAAAUACAUAUAUGCUGACUUGUUUUGCUGUUUUGUUGCUUAUGAGGGACUAUAGAUUAAUUCAAUAUACAAAUAUUUUGAUGUUUUUGUGAUUGAACUGUAUUCUAUGAUAUAGACCAUUUAAAUGCAUAACGUAUGCACAGGACAUUUAGUGUGGAAAGAAUUGAUGAUGAUGAUACACUUAACAGCAGUACUCAGAGAUACACUAUAAUGUUCGCAUUUCAUGUGGCACUUAAUAAAAUCACACAACCCGAA
This is a messenger RNA of Larimichthys crocea (large yellow croaker), 2505 nucleotides long. RefSeq names its product PDZ and LIM domain 2 (mystique) (gene pdlim2). Lineage: Eukaryota; Metazoa; Chordata; Actinopteri; Sciaenidae. Gene Ontology annotation, cellular component: filamentous actin; stress fiber; adherens junction. The record is from RefSeq and is a predicted model, not a curated record. Bases 395 to 1504 code for a protein of 369 amino acids. Gene Ontology annotation, biological process: heart development; actin cytoskeleton organization; muscle structure development. The transcript is spliced from 10 exons. Gene Ontology annotation, molecular function: actin binding; muscle alpha-actinin binding.